Molecule: messenger RNA, 1566 nt
Organism: Ctenocephalides felis (cat flea)
Lineage: Eukaryota; Metazoa; Arthropoda; Insecta; Siphonaptera; Pulicidae
Product: NFX1-type zinc finger-containing protein 1-like
Exons: 5
Coding region: 1-1566 (521 amino acids)
Source: RefSeq, a predicted model, not a curated record
AUGCCCGAAUUUUAUCAGGGUUGCAAAAAUGACCAUCAAUGCGAAAAGCAAUGUUUUGAACCAUGUCCACCUUGUACCAUUAAAGUAAAAAAAACAUAUAAAAACUGUACUCACUAUGAAACUAUGGACUGUUCUAAGGAUUUAGAUAAUGUCCCUUGCAAAUAUCCUUGCAAACGUACUUUGGAAUGCGGACACCAUUGCAAGUUGAAGUGUUUUGAACCAUGUGGAAAUUGCAAAGUCAAAGUUAUAAAAGAAAUACCACAGUGUCAUCAUAAAAUAAAAAUGAACUGCGGUGAUGCUGCUGACAUAACCAAUUGCUAUGAAAAGUGCAAAAAAAUAUUAUCUUGUGGUCAUAGUUGUAAGAACACAUGUCGAGAUCCAUGCACUACAAAAUGUGAAGUUCUUGUUCAAAGUGCAAUCCAAUCACCAUGUGGUCAUCUUGCAUAUGUUCCAUGUCAUUUAUUACAUACACCUGAAGCUAUUACAAACACAAAUGAAUUUUUGGACAAUUGUAAAGAACUGUGCAACAAAUAUCUUCAAUGUGGUCACAAAUGCGCUGGCUUAUGCUCCCAAUGUUAUCAGGGAAGAAUACAUAUUCCAUGUGAGGAAAAAGGAAUGGGAAAUGUACUUGUUUGUCAACAUAGUUGCAAAGUACCCUGUCGUGAAUAUUGUCCACCAUGUACUGAAAUGUGUACUUAUGAGUGUGUUCAUUCCAAAUGUACGAAGAAAUGUGGAGUGCCCUGUGCCAGAGGCCUGCACUUGGAAAUGCGAACAAAAAGUGAAAAAAAAAAGAAGUGUGCGAGAAAAUGCGACAGAGAUCCAUGUAAUGAACCAUGCAAAAAGAAGUUGCCAUGCGACCAUGAUUGCGUUGGACUGUGCGGUGAACCGUGCCCUCCAAUUUGCCGCAUUUGUGAUGAGGAUGAACUCAAAACAAUUUUCUUUGGUAAUGAAGAUGAGGAUGAUGCGAGAUUUGUUGUUUUAGAAGAAUGUGGACAUGUAUUUGAAUAUCAAGGAUUGGAUGAUUGGUUUUCAAUGCCUACAUCGUCGCAAGAAAUUUCUCCGAAACAGUGUCCAAAAUGCAAAAGCAUUAUUAAUAAAACUCAAAGAUAUGCAACAGCUUGUAAGAUGGCCUAUGAGUAUAUCAAGAAGUGCAAGACAAAAAUAUAUGGUUUGCCAAAAGAAAAUGACAAAAAGACAGCAGAGCUUAGAGCCAUUAUUAAUGAUUUAAUACAAAAAGCCUGGAUUUUAGUAAAGAUAUUUUCUCAUGACCAAGCACUUGUAGCAAAAAAUCGACUAGAAAAAUUACUGAAAACAAUAGAAGUUGUAGGAGAAGUCUCCUCAGAAGACAAAAGAAUGAUCGUAAAAGCUAUGGGAUUAAAAUCUGGUCAUUGGUAUGCAUGUCCACAGGGUCAUGUAUAUUGCAUAACCGAAUGUGGGGGGGCUAUGCAAAUAGCUAAAUGUCCUGAAUGUGGAGCUAGCAUUGGUGGUACCUCCCAUCGAUUGCUUUCUGACAAUCGUGUUGCUACUGAAAUGGAUGGAGCAACAGCACCUGCGUGGCCUCAAUAA